AUGUUGUUCCUGAUGUCAAGAGGUAAUUUUGAGUUACACCGAUUUGUGCGCGCAUCCAUUUUAUCAGUCUGCUCCGACCUGCUCCUUGAUGUUAAAGCCCCUAUCCUGUCUUUUGAUGCUGCCGUCCAUGGUCAUUUCCAUCCCUCUCUCAAAUCCGCUGUCUCUCUCCCCUUCCCAUAUUUUUCUUCCCUCUUCGUCGACAUUGUCUCUCAUCUCUUAUCGGAAAUGGCGUUCCCAUCGUCCCACGAAUCUCCGGAGGAGCUUGCUGCCAUGAACGACUUCAGAGUAAAUAUCUGGUCCGCCUUCCAGCCCUAUUACGAGGAUAAAUGGGAUCAAGAACUAUGGGAUGCCGCCGUCGCUAGAUUCAAGGCGGCACAUGAUCCCGUCGUCGUCACUAGAUUUAUGAAAAAGGCGCGCCUGCCCGCGUGGGAUGCCUUAGAGGACCAGAUGAGGAAGGGUCCCCCGGCAUUCCUGCGCCCAGGAUGGACCAGCCCUCUUCUGGGCAGCAAGACCGAUUUAGAGUGGCUCGACAUGGACAAGUUCGAAUGCAUCCGCCCGAGCAAGGAUGACUGGCGGGACAAGAAGGUCCUCAUCAUAGAAUAUUGGGCGUCGUGGUGUCGACCGUGCCAUGUGGUGUGCGGCAUCCUGUCGAACAUUGUUGCCACGGAGCCCGAUGUUAAGGUUAUCACGUUCAACCACGAAGGCAUAUUUACAAAGGCGGAGAUAGACAGGGCCGUCGUGAAGAACUUUAUCGAUUCAAGAAACGAUAUGGACUACCCAAUUUAUAUUGAUUCGGAGCGUGUUGCCGUCGAAGCACUAUUCGAGCCAGGGCAGAAUCUCUCUAUCCCACUCGUCUUUGUUAUCACCAUAAGAGACCAGAUCAUCCGCUGGAUAGGUAAUCCGGAAGAGAUCGCAGCGCCUCUCGAGGACAUCUUGAAGUCCGUGUAG
Fibroporia radiculosa is the source of this 948-nucleotide messenger RNA. RefSeq lists its product as uncharacterized. The transcript is spliced from 9 exons. Lineage: Eukaryota; Fungi; Basidiomycota; Agaricomycetes; Polyporales; Fibroporiaceae. Bases 1 to 948 code for a protein of 315 amino acids. The record is from RefSeq and is a predicted model, not a curated record.